AUGUCCUUCCCCCUGCCGCCAAAGCCUCGUCGACGCCUGGCAGACUUCGAGGUGGAGCCAAAGGUCAUUGGCGAUGGUUCUCUAGCACUCGUGCGUGUGGCAUGGGAGAAGGUCACGGGCAAGAAGUACGCUCUAAAGGCCUUUGAUCGUAGGCUGCUGCGGAGCAACCACAAAGAUGCUGACGUGACCAUCGAGGAGCACUGCCUGCGAAGGGCCAACCACCCUGGCAUCGUGAAGCUCCACGCCUCCUUCAGAGACGAGGAGUGGCACUACUUCACCUUGGAGCUUUGUCCUGGAGGGGAGCUCUGGAGCUUGGUGCGGGCUGUCGGCUGCCCGGAGAGCCUCGGGAGGCAUUACCUGUGUCAGGUGCUGGAAGCAGUUCAGUAUCUGAGAGAUGCGCAGAUUGUCCACAGGGACCUAAAGGCGGAGAAUGUGCUCAUCGGACGACAAGGGAAUUGCAAGCUCAUCGACUUUGGGAGCGCAAGGGAUCUGGCGAACCCACAGGUCAAGGGAGCGGGGACUCGGAAUUUCAAGACGGUCAUGGAGGAGUACGUUGGCACCUCCAACUUCAUGGCUCCAGAGGUGGUGAUGAAUCAGUCUUCCGACUUCCGAUCGGACACCUGGUCUCUGGGAUGCCUGGUGUUCCAAGUUCUGGCCGGCCUCCCCCCUUUCCAUGGGGGGUCCAUCAUUCGUGUCUAUAAGAAGAUUCGCAAAGGUGUCCUCGAAUUUCCGCACAAGUGGCUCGGAGAUGACGCCGUGGACCUCAUCCAGAGAAUGGUUGCGAAGGACCCGGAUGCGAGACUUGGAUCAAGGAGCUUGCGCGAGGUUGAGGAUCACCCGUUCUUCAAGGAGCAGCGCUUCGCAGGUGCUCACCGUCGGCCGGCGCCAGUCUGCACCCUGCAGGAGAUGUGCCUGCGCCAAGUUGGCCUUCGAUGGCAAACGUUAGGUCACCGGGCCUUGUCGUGGGCAAAGUCGGAGCCAACCCUGGGCACCCAGGUGCUCGCACGACUGGAGCGCCUCGCGGCAGUCUCCGACCUCCUGGCUGGCAAGGACGAGGGCGAGACCUCUGAUUCCGAGGAUGCGGAGGCUGAUCGGCCUUGA
Molecule: messenger RNA, 1101 nt
Organism: Symbiodinium natans
Lineage: Eukaryota; Dinophyceae; Suessiales; Symbiodiniaceae
Source: the annotation of a GenBank genome assembly